This is a messenger RNA of Hypoxylon fragiforme, 3041 nucleotides long. RefSeq lists its product as uncharacterized. The record is from RefSeq and is a predicted model, not a curated record. Gene Ontology annotation, biological process: positive regulation of transcription by RNA polymerase II. Gene Ontology annotation, molecular function: metal ion binding; transcription cis-regulatory region binding. Lineage: Eukaryota; Fungi; Ascomycota; Sordariomycetes; Xylariales; Hypoxylaceae. The transcript has 3 exons. The coding region runs from base 358 to 2292 and encodes 644 amino acids.
UUGUGAGCAGGUCCCGCCCCGCCGUGUGACUCUUCAAUCUAAUCUUUCCUUCUUCCUUAAACCUCCGGGGUCCGUCCAGUCCUGGACCCCUCGAACGUUGAAGUUGUUAUCCAAGUUGUUGUCCAAGUUGUUACUCGGCCGACAACCUCAGGCUAGCUAAUCCAUUUAACUUUAGGAAUUACCUGAUCACAACCCAUCAUUUGGCAAUUAAACAUUGAAUCGUACCCAUUUCUUAGCAUCUUUUCCCUUCUUAUAUUCGGCGCUGGUGACACAAACGUUUAUGACGUCUCUGGACGUCGAACUUUCACGUUUGCAAUCCUGCCCAUUAACGAAACGAGAGUGACCUCAAUAAACAUCAUGAGCUCUGGCCCAUCUAAUCCGGGAGGCAAAUCCCUAUCUUCCCCCCUGCCUUUUACUCUAAGCUCCCAACCUAUCUCGGUACCCGCCCCAAGCUUCGAGUCGAAUUCUCGCCGUUCGGCGCUGUCGAGUCCAUUGUUCCCGAACACAACCCCGAGAAAAGGACAGGGGUCUAGGAAGCAGCACCGGAAUCAGCGAAGACCAUUGAAAGAACCCGGAAAUCCGGAUCGGGAUGAUGCGAUGGCAGAGCUUCGAGCUGUAAGAAACGCCUCGAGCCGUCGAGGCCAGACCUCUAUCACCCACCUUUUGGACUACUCAGUCCCAACGCGCCACACUCUUGGCUACCAAAGAUCGAAUCGCCGACAUCCUACAUGGGGCCCUGGCUCCGGAUACCACGCAGCUGACAAGGCUAGAUUUGUUCAUGCCAAUUAUCGCUUCGUGGUGUCGCCAACAGGAGACUACUCUUCCCAAGCCGGAGACGCUGACAAGUAUUUCGAAUGGUCCGAUAUCCUUCAAAUCAUAGCCUCUACCGAAUCGCAAAGCACCUCAUGCCCCAUUUGUUUAUCCGACCCUGUGGCUCCUCGCAUGGCACGCUGCGGUCACAUAUUCUGCUUGCCCUGCCUCCUGCGAUUUAUGAACUCAACGAAUGACGAUGAACCAAGCACACGAAAAGAAGCUCGCUGGAAGAAGUGCCCCAUAUGCGAAGACUCGUUCCGACUCUCCGAAGUUAAGCCAGUGCGCUUUUAUGCCGGUCAGGAGAAUCCCCUGCCGAGACCAGGAGAAGACGUAGUAUUGAGGCUGAUGAUGCGCGACACAAACUCUACAUUAGCCCUACCCAACGAAGGAUGGCAGGAUGCCGUCAAUGCGGGUGAGGACGUCCCAUGGCAUUUCGCAGCAAAUGUUAUGGAUUAUGCUAGAGUGAUGAAAGGGACGAACGACUACGUAGUGGAGCAGUACGACAAAGAGAUUAACGAAUUACGACAUCAAGCAGAGGAAGACGAGUUUCAGUUUGGAGCAGAGGAGGGAGAUUGGACGCUGCGGGCUAUCAGAGCUAUCAAUAUGGCGAAGGAUAAGGUCCAUGAACAGCAAAGCAAAGAAGAGGCUACGCUACCACUACCAACCAGCUCCUUGAAGGCGAAGCAACCGGCGAGUCCAAAGUUCCAUUUCUAUACGGCACCUCCGCACCUAUAUCUAUCACCCCUAGAUAUACGUAUUCUGAAAACCAAGUUUGGCGAUUUUUCCAACUUUCCUUCUACCCUGCUCCCUCGAGUCGAGCAUAUCUCUACUGGUCACGUUGUGGACGACGCACAGAGGAAGCGGGCCAAAUAUCUGGGACACCUUCCCCAGGGUUGUGUUAUAAGCUUCCUGGAGUGCGAUUGGACAGAUAUAGUUCCUGCAGAUACGCUCGAGCAAUACUCGGGAGAUUUGGAGCGCCGGCGCAAGUUACACCGGGAUAAGGCAGCACAGGAAGAACGUGAAAGACUACAAGCUGAACGUAUGGAAGCGUCAGCUAUCGGACGUAGCGCCAGACGACACUUUGAUCAGACGAACGAAGAUAAAUUCGAGCAGACCCCUUCGAUGAACUCGGAGGACUUCCAGCCGCUUGGUGCCGUUGAAGGCACGAGCCCGCCAAAUCCUCGACCAGGGUUUAACCACCUUUCAGAUUUAUCGACUAGUCCAUCGACAUCAAAGACUGUUUGGGGAACUCCCGUGAUCCCAGUAUCCCCCGAGUUGGCUCCCGUACUAGAGCGCGAAGUGAACGAUGGAUGGGUAAACGAAGAAGAGGUUUUCAUCGCUGCUGAGAUGGAGGCGUUUGGUCUCGACGACAAUGGCGGUGGGCCGAGCAAUAAGCCGGGAGCUUUGGGCGGCAAGAAGAAGAAAAAGCAAAAACAGAAGAUUACUCUUAUGAGCACCGGUAGUCGCCGCGGGGGCUGACGUUUGAAUUUGGCGCAGUUUGGUCAUGAUACUCAACUACGUAAAGUUUUGAUCGCCUCUUAUUUUGUCAAUGGGACCACGGGGAAAGGGGUGUCUUGUUUGGCGUUUAUUGAAUGCUAUUAUGGAAUUCUGCCUCGGAUGCGACUCGAAGGAACGAGCCGGGAGAUAUAGAGAGCUGAGAUGAUAGUCAUGUUGGCAGACUUCAGAUAAGGACACAGAGAAGCUGUCUAAUAUACCUAGACUUGACCUAGUCCACAACAAACGCAAGAUGCUCCAGAGCAAAUAGGUAUCUUGACAAAUACUAUAUCAUACAUGCAUUCCAAGGUCACGUAUAAGUUGUGCCUGGUAGCAUGUUAUAAAUCGAAGUAUACGAUAUCAAAAGGGGGUAGGCAAAGAAUGGCUUAUCUUAUCGUCCCUUCUAGGUACCUAGGCAGGCAUAUAACUUGUACCCCGCUACUGUCAUACGAUGAAAAGGUGACAUGAGCUUCUGGGACGCCACUGUCAUAGCUACGUACCUCAGUAGGUUAGGAAGGUGCUCCUAAUCUAUAUGGGUAAACUGGAUAUUUAUAUAUCUUAGUAUCCCGCACUACUGUAGGUAGCUACCUAGGUAAGUAUUGAAUGCCGAGGUAUGUAAAGCUUGGGCAUACAAACCUUUAAGAAGCUAUCGAGGUGAACUACCUAACCUACCUACCUACCUACCUACCUACAUACAUACAUACCUAAGGUUACCUAGGUAUAUAUAAAAGGGG